Messenger RNA from Myxocyprinus asiaticus (Chinese sucker), 2483 nucleotides. RefSeq names its product deoxyhypusine synthase (gene dhps). NCBI's taxonomy places the organism in Eukaryota, Metazoa, Chordata, Actinopteri, Cypriniformes, Catostomidae. The coding region runs from base 22 to 1206 and encodes 394 amino acids. Gene Ontology annotation, biological process: peptidyl-hypusine biosynthetic process. The transcript has 10 exons. Gene Ontology annotation, cellular component: cytoplasm. The record is from RefSeq and is a predicted model, not a curated record. Gene Ontology annotation, molecular function: deoxyhypusine synthase activity.
AAAAUAAGAUGUUUAUUUUAAAUGGACGAUAUAAAACUUGAUUCAUUUUUGACAGUGAGGUUAAAUAUCAGUACUUGCUCUGCUGGGGUCUCUAUUCUAGAUCAGGUGAUGAUGGCACAUCAGGCUCCCUCUGUGGCAAGGGACGCAGUGUUGAAGGAGAGCUGCCCUCUGCCAGAGGACAUGACCCGGAUUAAAGGUUAUGACUUCAAUCAGGGUGUGAACCACAAAGCCCUGCUGCAGUCCUACCUCACCACAGGCUUCCAGGCCAGUAGCUUUGCCCUGGCCGUGCAGGAGAUCAAUAAAAUGAUAGAGAGGCGUUUGGAGCCGUUGAAGGAGGAGCAGGUGGGACAUGAGUGCAGAGAUUCUAAUCAGUCUGCUUCCGAGUGCACCAUCUUCCUGGGCUACACCUCCAACCUGAUCAGCUCAGGUGUGCGAGAGAGUAUUCGCUACCUCGCACAGCACAAAAUGGUAGAUGUGAUAGUAACCACAGCAGGAGGGAUUGAAGAGGACCUUAUAAAAUGUUUAGCACCCACUUAUCUUGGAGAGUUCAGUCUCAAAGGCAAAGCACUACGACAGCAAGGCAUUAAUAGAAUAGGUAAUCUCCUGGUACCAAAUGAUAAUUACUGUAAGUUUGAAGACUGGCUGAUGCCUAUUCUGGACCAAAUGGUUCUGGAACAGAAAAUAGAGGGCACACACUGGACACCCUCGAAAAUGAUCCACCGACUCGGCAAAGAAAUCAACAAUCCAGAUUCUGUUUAUUACUGGGCCUAUAAGAAUGACAUCCCUGUGUUUAGCCCCGCCAUCACUGACGGCUCAUUGGGUGAUAUGAUCUAUUUCCACUCCUACAAGAACCCUGGACUUGUGCUUGACAUUGUGGAGGAUAUUCGUAGUUUAAACAGUAAAGCCGUGUUUGCCAAGAGCACAGGGAUGAUUAUUCUCGGAGGAGGUCUCGUCAAACAUCAUAUCGCCAAUGCUAAUCUCAUGAGGAAUGGAGCAGAUUUUGCGGUGUUUGUCAACACUGGUCAGGAGUUUGAUGGCUCAGACUCGGGGGCCAGACCGGAUGAAGCUGUUUCUUGGGGAAAGAUCCGCAUGGAUGCCACACCUGUAAAAGUAUAUGCAGACGCCUCUAUAGUAUUUCCACUCUUAGUAGCUGAAACGUUUGCACACAACGCCAACAGACUGAUCAAGGAAAAGAAGAGUGACUGAUGGUGCUUUUCUAUUAUGAACCUCUCAAGCGCCCUCUGUCUUUUCCUGUUUGCUUGUAUAUCUGACUAACUCAUUUGAAUGCGCCAUCUAAAUUCAUGACAUCAUGUUUAACUUUUCUGUCUAAACAAGCAUGGCAUCCUUGUUUUUAUUAUAAUAUAUAUAGUGUUAACAUGCUCUUAGUGUGAUAAAAUCAAUUGCAAGUCUAAUAUAUAUAUAUUUAUAUAUGAUAUGAUAAUCAACAUGAUGCCACAAAUGCUCUCGAUUGAGCUUAACUUGAACUUAAUAUGUACUGAAUGCAGAAUAUUCUUUUAAGGCCACGAGAGGGCGGUUGUGUCUCACUACCUACAGCUGCUACCAAAUGAACUUUUAUAUGCUUCAGUUAUUCACAAGAGGCUCUGUUGAUUUAUUUCACUUGGCCAUGACUGUAUAAACAGUUUGAUUGGUGCAAGAAAUUAUAAAGAUUUAUAGUCUAUUUAGCUGUUCUGUUAAAAAAUUUGUUGUCAAGAUGUUAAUGGCAUGAACUGAAAUAGCAUAUGCUCGACUAUAGUACAAAGUGUGCAAAUCAAGCAUUUUGACCUAAUUGUUAAUGGUAUUUUGGCCCUGUCAGCAUAGUCUCAUAUUUCCUUUCAGACAGUGAUUGUGAGUUUACAACAUGCACGCAAAGUGUGUCAUUGUCUUCCCUUGUUUUUGUUUUUUUACUCCUAUUUUGCUAUCAAUAAAUGUUAUCCUAGAGCUCUUCCUGAUACAGGUCAGAUUGCAGCUUUGUGGAUGUCAGUUUUCAGGGUUUUGUGUCAUAAAUGAGAUAACCUGAUUAGAUUUUGUAUGAGCAAUGAUUUUGCCUAACUGACACUUUUAAAUAUGCAAAUUUGUGUUGAUGGGGUUAGUUUUAUAGAAAGAACUGUUUAAUGUGCUUAAAGCGUUAGUUCAACCAUAAAUAACAAUUCUGUAAAAUAAUUUGCUCAACCUUCAAAUGUUGUUCCAAACCCGUGUGACUUUCUUUUUCUGUGGAACACAAAAGGAAAUGUUUGGCAAAAUAUUAGCUUCAGUCAGCUUUCAUUUUCCAUGCAAUGAAAGUGAAUGGUGACUGAGGCUGUCCCUAACAUUCAGCCUCAUAAAUAAUGUCAUGUGGGUUUUGAAUGACAUGGGAGUGAUUAAAUGAUGACAUUUUUGGGUGAAGUGUCCCUUUAACUUAUUUCAAGGCAGGAUAAAAUACAUGCCAUAUUUCCUACAUUCUAUUAGUCCUCUGUGCAUUUGUAAAAGGUGCAUGUUGAAAUUAA